Aedes albopictus (Asian tiger mosquito) is the source of this 1828-nucleotide messenger RNA. RefSeq names its product splicing factor Cactin (gene cactin). Gene Ontology annotation, molecular function: protein binding. Lineage: Eukaryota; Metazoa; Arthropoda; Insecta; Diptera; Culicidae. The record is from RefSeq and is a predicted model, not a curated record. Gene Ontology annotation, cellular component: spliceosomal complex; cytoplasm. Gene Ontology annotation, biological process: mRNA cis splicing, via spliceosome.
CUAUCAUUUUGUAACGUCAAAACUCUCAGGUCAAAACGUUUUCGUCCCAUCAGAAGCAACGUAAACAACACAGACAAUCGCAUCUUUUCGGAUAAUUCGUUUUGUUCCAGUGCACCAUGUGGGAUGAUUCGGAUCAAAAAUCUGCCACCUUCGUGUGGCAGAAGAAGCUCGAAAAGCAAGGCCUGAAAAACCUUUCGCGGAAGGAACUGGAAGCGCUCAACCGCAAGAAACAGCAGGAGAAUGUGAUUGAACUGGAGAAGCUGAAAAAGCGACGACUGGAGCGGGAACACCAACAGCAGCAACGAGAGGACGACAUGUAUCUGAUGCAACGGUCUAAGGAAGUGGCCCAGUUUGAGGAAUGGCAACGGCAAGAGGAAACAUUCCACCUGGAGCAGGCGAAACUUAGGAGCAAGAUUCGGAUCCAGGAUGGCCGGGCGAAACCGAUCGAUUUGCUUGCGCAGUACAUUUCGGAGCAGAACUUGGAGGAAUCGAUUGAGAUGCAAAUGCAUGAGCCUUACACCUAUUUAAACGGGUUGGGAUUGGAUGAUCUGGAGGAUUUGAUAGCGGAUAUUAAGGUUUACAACGAACUGGAGAAGGGCCAGAAUGGAGACUACUGGAAUGAUUUAACAAUUAUAGUUGAGGAUGAACUCCAAAAGUUGAGAAAAGUUGAGGUCGAGAAGCAGAGGAUGGCCACCGGAAGAAGAGAGGGUAUUCAUCAGAGUGUUGCGAAGGAUGUGACUCAGAUAUUCAAAGGAAAAAAUUCGUCGCAGCUGGACGAACUGAAGAAGAAAAUUGAGGAUAAAAUAAACAGCCAACAGGACGGUUUGGAUAUCGGUUACUGGGAAAGUUUACUGUCGCAGUUGAAGGCUCAUAUGGCACGGGCUAGGUUGCGAGAUCGCCAUCAGGAGAAUUUGCGAAAUAAGCUGGAAAUGCUGAAAAAAGAGCAGGAAUCUAGCGUGAAAAAGGAAGAAAACGAUGAUCCGGAUGCGGGGCCAAGCGGAGCUGGUCCCUCUGGUAUGCGGAAAUUCGAAGCUAUGGAUGAGACCUCCAGAGACAGUAGUAGUCAAUCUGGUACCGAACAAGUUAAGGAUGAGGAAAAUCCCGAAUGCGAUUUGCUCAAUGAAUGCUUUGAGUUAUAUAAAAAGGGAGCCUAUGAACCAAAGUACAUUUCCGAGAAAGAUCUGGAAGCCGGUGUGGAGAUAGUCUCCGAGGAAAAAGACGACGAAGUGUUGGAUCUUCUUCGGCAGAAAGUGCUAGGAAUCAAUCAAGAUGAUGAGACUUUCUCAAAGGAUGAAAUUAUCCUCCGCAAAGAAGCAAAACGUGGCAUGAACGAUGACGAAGCGGAGUUCUCCGUGGAAUCCCGGGUCGAUUCGCAGGUUUAUCUGUGGUCUGAUAAGUACCGGCCCAGGAAGCCCCGUUACUUCAAUCGGGUCCACACCGGUUUCGAGUGGAACAAGUACAAUCAAACUCACUACGAUAUGGACAAUCCUCCCCCGAAAAUCGUCCAGGGCUACAAGUUCAACAUUUUCUACCCCGAUUUGAUCAACAAGAAUUCCACACCACAGUACUUCCUAACUCCAUGCGCGGACAAUCCGGACUUUGCGACGCUUCGGUUCCACGCGGGACCGCCCUACGAAGACAUUGCGUUCAAGAUCGUCAACCGAGAGUGGGAGUUUAGCUACAAGCGAGUUUCCGCUGCCAGUUUCACAACAACAUCUUUCAGCUGUGGUUCCACUUCAAGCGGUACCGCUACAGGAGAUAAGGAUAAGGACCGACAGUUUGCGUAAGUUUAUGUUCUAAUAUAUGUUUACAUUUUUUUAUUUACUCA